CGCGAGGCGCGCCCUGGAAGCGCCGGCUCUCGCCCUCCCGCGAGCUGGAUGUGGGCAGCGGCGGCCACAGAGACCUCGGGACCCACGCGCAAUGUGGCAAUGGAAGGGGCAGGGUCUGAGUCCCCGGCAGCGGCCACGGCCGCAGCACCCGCAGCGCCCGCCGUGUGAGCGGCAGCAGCGGGUCUGUCACCCGGAGCCGGAGUCCCCGGCGGCCAGCAGCGUCCUCGCCAGCCGAGCGCCCAGGCGCGCCCGGAGCCCGCGGCGGCGGCAACAUGGCCUCGGCUGGUAACGCCGCCGGGGCCCUGGGCAGGCAGGCUGGCGGCGGCGGGAGGCGCAGACGGACCGGGGGACCUCACCGCGCCGUUCCGGACCGGGACUAUCUGCACCGGCCCAGCUACUGCGACGCCGCCUUCGCUCUGGAGCAGAUUUCCAAGGGGAAGGCUACUGGCCGGAAAGCGCCGCUGUGGCUGAGAGCGAAGUUUCAGAGACUCUUAUUUAAACUGGGUUGUUACAUUCAAAAGAACUGCGGCAAGUUUUUGGUUGUGGGUCUCCUCAUAUUUGGGGCCUUCGCUGUAGGAUUAAAGGCAGCUAAUCUCGAGACCAACGUGGAGGAGCUGUGGGUGGAAGUUGGUGGACGAGUGAGUCGAGAAUUAAAUUAUACCCGGCAGAAGAUAGGAGAAGAGGCCAUGUUUAAUCCUCAACUCAUGAUACAGACUCCAAAAGAAGAAGGCGCUAACGUCCUGACCACGGAGGCUCUCCUACAGCACCUGGACUCGGCUCUGCAGGCCAGCCGUGUGCAUGUCUACAUGUAUAACAGGCAGUGGAAGUUGGAACAUUUGUGCUACAAAUCAGGGGAACUUAUCACGGAGACAGGUUACAUGGAUCAGAUAAUAGAAUACCUUUAUCCUUGCUUGAUCAUCACACCUCUGGACUGCUUCUGGGAAGGGGCGAAGUUGCAGUCAGGGACGGCGUACCUCCUAGGUAAGCCCCCUUUGCGGUGGACAAACUUUGACCCCUUGGAAUUCCUAGAAGAGUUAAAGAAAAUAAACUACCAAGUGGACAGCUGGGAGGAAAUGCUGAAUAAAGCCGAAGUUGGCCAUGGGUACAUGGACCGGCCCUGCCUCAACCCGGCUGACCCAGAUUGCCCCGCCACAGCCCCCAACAAAAAUUCAACCAAACCUCUUGAUGUGGCCCUUGUUUUGAAUGGUGGAUGUCAAGGUUUAUCCAGGAAGUAUAUGCAUUGGCAGGAGGAGUUGAUUGUGGGUGGCACAGUCAAGAACGCCACUGGAAAGCUGGUCAGCGCUCACGCCCUGCAGACCAUGUUCCAGUUAAUGACCCCCAAGCAAAUGUAUGAGCACUUCAGAGGCUAUGAGUAUGUCUCUCAUAUCAACUGGAACGAGGAUAGGGCGGCAGCCAUCCUGGAGGCAUGGCAGAGGACUUACGUGGAGGUGGUUCAUCAAAGCGUUGCCCCAAACUCCACGCAGAAGGUGCUUUCCUUCACCACCACUACGCUGGACGACAUCCUAAAAUCCUUCUCUGACGUCAGUGUCAUCCGCGUGGCCAGUGGCUACCUACUGAUGCUUGCCUAUGCCUGUUUAACCAUGCUGCGCUGGGACUGCUCCAAGUCCCAGGGUGCCGUGGGGCUGGCUGGCGUCCUGUUGGUUGCACUGUCAGUGGCUGCAGGAUUGGGCCUCUGUUCCUUGAUCGGGAUUUCCUUUAACGCUGCAACAACUCAGGUUUUGCCAUUUCUUGCUCUUGGUGUCGGUGUGGACGACGUCUUCCUCUUGGCACACGCCUUCAGUGAAACAGGACAAAAUAAAAGGAUCCCAUUUGAGGACAGGACCGGGGAGUGCCUGAAGCGCACAGGAGCCAGCGUGGCCCUCACCUCCAUCAGCAACGUCACCGCCUUCUUCAUGGCUGCCUUAAUCCCUAUUCCUGCACUGCGCGCAUUCUCCCUCCAGGCUGCCGUGGUGGUGGUGUUCAAUUUCGCCAUGGUGCUGCUCAUUUUCCCAGCAAUUCUCAGCAUGGAUUUAUAUAGACGAGAGGACAGGAGAUUGGAUAUUUUCUGCUGUUUUACCAGCCCCUGUGUAAGCAGGGUGAUUCAGGUUGAACCACAGGCCUACACCGAGCCUCACAGCAACACCCGUUACAGCCCACCACCGCCCUACAGCAGCCAUAGCUUUGCUCACGAGACCCACAUCACCAUGCAGUCCACUGUCCAGCUCCGCACAGAGUACGACCCUCACACCCACGUGUACUACACUACCGCCGAGCCCCGAUCCGAGAUCUCCGUGCAGCCUGUCACCGUCACCCAGGACACCCUCAGCUGUCAGAGCCCAGAGAGCACCAGCUCCACCCGGGACCUGCUUUCCCAGUUCUCAGACUCCAGCCUUCACUGCCUCGAGCCCCCCUGCACCAAGUGGACACUGUCUUCGUUUGCUGAGAAGCACUACGCUCCUUUCCUCUUGAAACCCAAAGCCAAGGUGGUGGUGAUCCUCCUCUUCCUGGGCUUGCUGGGGGUCAGCCUUUAUGGGACCACCCGAGUGAGAGACGGGCUGGACCUCACGGACAUUGUCCCUCGGGAAACCAGAGAAUAUGACUUUAUAGCUGCGCAGUUCAAAUACUUUUCUUUCUACAACAUGUACAUAGUCACCCAGAAAGCAGACUACCCCAACAUCCAGCACCUACUUUACGACCUUCAUAAGAGUUUCAGCAAUGUGAAGUAUGUCAUGCUGGAGGAGAACAAGCAACUUCCCCAAAUGUGGCUGCACUACUUCAGAGACUGGCUCCAAGGACUUCAGGAUGCCUUUGACAGUGACUGGGAAACUGGGAGGAUCAUGCCAAACAAUUACAAAAAUGGGUCGGACGAUGGGGUCCUCGCCUACAAGCUCCUGGUGCAGACUGGCAGCCGAGACAAGCCCAUCGACAUCAGUCAGCUGACUAAACAGCGUCUGGUGGAUGCAGACGGCAUCAUUAAUCCCAGCGCUUUCUACAUCUACCUGACGGCCUGGGUCAGCAACGACCCCGUGGCUUACGCCGCCUCCCAGGCCAACAUCCGGCCUCACCGACCAGAGUGGGUCCACGACAAAGCCGACUACAUGCCGGAGACCAGGCUGAGGAUCCCAGCCGCGGAACCUAUCGAGUACGUUCAGUUCCCUUUCUACCUCAAUGGCCUACGAGACACCUCAGACUUCGUGGAAGCCAUCGAAAAAGUGAGGAUCAUCUGUAAGAACUACACGAGCUUGGGGCUGUCCAGCUACCCCAACGGCUACCCCUUCCUGUUCUGGGAGCAGUACAUUAGCCUGCGCCACUGGCUGCUGCUGGCCAUCAGCGUGGUGCUGGCCUGCACGUUCCUAGUGUGCGCGGUCUUCCUGCUGAACCCCUGGACGGCUGGGAUCAUUGUCAUGGUCCUGGCUUUGAUGACAGUUGAGCUCUUCGGCAUGAUGGGCCUCAUUGGAAUCAAGCUGAGCGCUGUGCCUGUGGUCAUCCUGAUUGCGUCUGUCGGCAUCGGAGUGGAGUUCACCGUCCACGUGGCUUUGGCCUUUCUGACAGCCAUUGGUGACAAGAACCACAGGGCUAUGCUUGCCCUGGAGCACAUGUUCGCUCCUGUUCUGGACGGUGCUGUGUCCACUCUGCUGGGCGUAUUGAUGCUUGCAGGGUCCGAAUUUGAUUUCAUUGUCAGAUACUUCUUUGCUGUCCUGGCGAUCCUCACCGUCUUGGGGGUUCUCAAUGGACUGGUUUUGCUGCCUGUCCUCCUGUCCUUCUUUGGACCCUGUCCUGAGGUGUCUCCAGCCAAUGGCCUGAACCGGCUGCCCACUCCUUCGCCUGAGCCACCCCCGAGUGUUGUGCGGUUUGCAGUGCCUCCCGGUCACAUGAACAAUGGGUCUGAUUCUUCUGACUCGGAGUACAGCUCGCAGACCACUGUGUCUGGCAUCAGCGAGGAGCUCAGGCACUAUGAGGCACAGCAGGGUUCCGGAGGUCCUGCCCACCAAGUGAUUGUGGAAGCCACAGAGAACCCCGUCUUUGCCCGGUCCACUGUGGUCCAUCCUGAACCGAGACAUCACCCUCCCUUGGACCCUCGACAGCAGCCGCACCUGGACUCUGGCUCCUUGUCCCCCGGACGACAAGGCCAGCAGCCUCAAAGGGACCCCCCUAGAGAAGGCUUGCGGCCACCCCCGUACAGACCGCGCAGAGACGCUUUUGAGUUUUCUACUGAAGGGCGUUCUGGCCCUAGCAAUAGGGACCGCUCAGGCCCCCGUGGGACCCGUUCUCACAACCCUCGGAACCCGACGUCCGCUGCCAUGGGCAGCUCUGUGCCCAGCUAUGGCCAGCCCAUCACCACUGUGACGGCUUCCGCGUCUGUCACUGUCACUGUGCAUCCGCCACCAGGGCCCGGACGCCACCCCCGAGGGGGACCCUGUCCGGGCUAUGAGAGCUACCCUGAGACUGACCACGGGGUGUUCGAGGACCCCCAUGUGCCUUUUCAUGUCAGGUGCGAGAGGAGGGACUCGAAGGUGGAGGUCAUAGAGCUGCAGGACGUGGAGUGUGAGGAGAGGCCGUGGGGAAGCAGCUCCGACUGAGGCGUGUGCCCCAGGGGUGCUCUCCAGGGUUUCCUGAGCACUAGCACACCCCAGACUGGACCCUGGGGGACCUUUCCUCCCCAAGGCAAGGCUGGUGCGGCCAAACCAAUACAGUUCCAAGCUGGAUCUCUUCUCACUAGUAAUCUCUUGAAAGCAGUUUAGCGGCGUUGCCUUGCGCCUGUUUGCCGCCGCCGGCAGCAGUUCUAAGGAGCACGCAGAUGACCCUGCAAGGUGAAGACAGGUGAAAUGAAUUUAGCUCCACAGUCAGCCCACUGUAGAGUUCCUGUGCUCUCAGUGUCCACCCGGAGUUAGGGGCUGUGCGGUGUGAGAGGCGCACAGCUCUGUGGUCGUGACCGUGAUGUGACUUCCUUUUUUGUUUUCUUUUAAAGGGUAAUUAAAAUCUGAAGCAAAGAGGCCAAAGAUUGGAAAAAAAAACAAAACAAAACAAAACAAACCCCGCCCCCACCUCUUUCCAGUACUGACUGCUUGAAGAGAACUGCUUGGAAUUAUGGGAAAGCAGUUCAUUGUUACUGUAAUUGAUUGUAUUAUUUUGUGAAAUAUUUCUAUAAAUAUUUAAGAGGUGUACACAUGUAAUAUACAUGGAAAUGCUGUAAAGUCUAUGGCCUGGGGCCUCUCUACUCCUGCCCCGGAGUGGAGAGACCACAGGGGUCCCUCCCCCUGUGUACAUUGGUCUCUGUGCCGCAACCAAGCUUAACUUAGUUUUUAAAAUCUCCCAGCAUAUGUCGCUGCUGCUUAAAUAUUGUAUAAUUUACUUGUAUAAUUCUAUGCAAAUAUUGCUUAUGUAAUAGGAUUAUUUGUAAAGGUUUCUGUUUAAAAUAUUUUAAAAUUUGCAUAUCACAACCCUGUGGUAGGAUGAAAUGUUACUGUUAACUUUUGAACACGCUAUGCGUGAUAAUUGUUUAACGAGCAGACAUGAAGAAAACAGGUUAAUCCCAGUGGCUUCUCUAGGGAUCGUUUAUGCAGUUCUCAAGGGUGUGUUUCCGUGUGUGUGUGAAUGUGUGAUCUCUCAGUGUACUGUACUGUGAUUUGUUUUGUUUUGUUGCUCUUCUUGUUUCUCUUUGUUUCCUAUGACCUUAGCGCUGGCCUAGUCAAGCUGGGAAAGUCCAGGUCCCUUUCUGUCUCGGUGCUGGUGGAAAGGUGCACCUGUCAUCUUUGAUGCUUUUGGCAGCUCCUGAGGUCAUGGGUAGUCCUCCAGGGACCUCCCCUUGUGCUUCAAAGAGAAUACAUUCUCAUAGGUCCUAACGUGGGGUGUUUGGACCUCUGUGUAUGGAACCAGCCGCCUUCAUUGGCAGUGAAUCUCAGCUGGGUCUCAAGCUGACACCCAAGAAAAGUGUGAUAUUUGUUGUACCUUUCUGAUGACCAAUGCCUACAUACAGCCUCCCACCUUCAUAACCCAGAUAGAGGCAGAAAAAUCUACAUCAUUCAAGGUCUACAUUCAGACCUUUAGAAAUCUGAAUCCCCCUCGCUAAAUGGGCUGCCUGGUUGGGGUGUGCUGAUGGUGGUACAGUCAGCUAUUGUAAGACGUGAACUUCUGAAGACUCCACGUGUCCUCGUCCUCCUGUGCACACUCCCUUUCCUUCUCCAAUGUUAGAACACCUGUGUGGUGUUCGUGGACAAGCAGGAAGAUGCUGUCCCAUAACACUCUUUGAAGCAGAUGUUAAAUCUUGAAGUUUGAUCCAGGUCUCUUUUCCUGAGGUUUAGGCUUCUUUGCCUCUGGCCAGAGACUAGUAGACGGUAGUGCAGUACCCUCCCUUGUGAGUGAGCACCGAAGGCUUGUGUCAGAGGAAGGAAGCUUGUGUCCUGUGGAAGCUACUGUGAGGAGUGUGCUCUGCAUGCAGUUUCCUUCUAUCCCUCCUCUCCUGCGUGCACGUUUGUAAGGCACUGAGCCCCUAGUAGUACCAGCACUCUAGUAACCUCAGACCGUAACGCUCAUCCCCAAAUUGUAAGGUACUAAUUGGAAGCCACCUGUGGCUACCGUGCGUGUGUGUGUGUGUGUGUGUGUGUGUGUGUGUGUGUGUGUGCGCGCGCGCGCGUGUGUAUGCCAGAGGCCCUGGCCACCCACUGCUACUGUCUUAAUGCCUGUCAAGCCACUGUCUGCCUACCCAAAACCAGCUCUGCUCAGAUAACUUGCACCCUGAGUUGAGAAGGGAGAUGUAAAAUUCUGAAGCCGCUUCCCUGCAAUUCUUGGUUGUGUCCGUCACUCCUGAGCCUCGCUCGCGGCAUAAGGAAGUUUGUACAGCCCUUGGGUUUCUGUGUGUCGUGAAUUGCAUCAGCCAAGGCAGGAAGGACGCAGAGCUGACAAGAGACUACAGUCUCGGAGUGUGUGUGUGUUCUCUGUCUGUCUGUCUCCUCAUAGUUUUAUUUUGUCUGUAUUGUUUGUUCAUUUGGAUGUUUUAAUUUUUAAGAGAAAAGAUCUUUGCUGAUAUUUAUAAUUUUGUAUCAUAAGAAUGUCCUCCAGAGUCUGUCAUGCCAGUUUAUAGCAACAAAAAAAAAAAAAUUGCAGGGAUUUUAUUUCUAUUGGAAACACUAUUGCGGUUAUGUUUUACUUUUGAACAGAAGUUUUUAUUUGUAUAGAGUGCUUACUAAUGUUAAAUAGUUCAGAGUAUAUAACAUCUACAUUAAGGACUCAUGGUAGGUUUUAGUGUCAGGAGUUUAAAGGAAAUAAAUAUUCAAACUGGGUCUCGUUGUCUGCCAAAUUGGGUGGGAAUGAGUUUGUGUCAUUUCAAUUACAAAGAUGAAAGUAUGCCAUAUAAUUUAUUUAUAUGAAAAUUUAUUUUUGUAGUGUACAUAGUAGUCAUCAAGUCUUUUGACAGAAGUAUAUUUUUAAAGAAUUUAUAUGUGAUGAAAUCCGUAAUGUCUGGAACUUUGCUGAGACACAAGAAUGAGGACACCUUCCGUUGUAAAUGGCUGCACGGAAGAGGACACAUUUAACAGUGUUAAGAGAGAGUGCAAGUGAGCAGCUAGCCGUGGGAUUGGGAAGUGUUGGCGUGAGCUUUGUGACCUGGUAUGGUUCUCAGAUGAAAAUGUACAAAACUCUCUAAAUAUUAAUGUUCAAACACUGAUAGAAAUUCUAACAUGAAUAAAGAUAAUAUAACUCGUUGGUUUA
Alexandromys fortis (reed vole) is the source of this 7707-nucleotide messenger RNA. RefSeq names its product patched 1 (gene Ptch1). The coding region runs from base 273 to 4580 and encodes 1435 amino acids. Gene Ontology annotation, cellular component: plasma membrane. Gene Ontology annotation, molecular function: smoothened binding; hedgehog family protein binding; hedgehog receptor activity. Lineage: Eukaryota; Metazoa; Chordata; Mammalia; Rodentia; Cricetidae. Gene Ontology annotation, biological process: negative regulation of smoothened signaling pathway. The transcript has 23 exons. The record is from RefSeq and is a predicted model, not a curated record.